GACUGUCUGUUGGACUGGAUUCUGCUGAAGGAGAGUUUUCAGACUGAAGUGGACAAACUUACAAAGUUCAGACAUCCGAACAUCGUAGAUCUGCUGGGCUUCAGUGAAGGACAAGGAUCGAGGUGUCUCAUCUACAGUUACAUGGACAACAUGUCCCUGGAGGACCAACUACACAACGAGUGUGUGUCCCUGUCCUGGUCUCAGAGAGUCACUGUCGUUGAAGAAACAUCAACAGCUCUGCAGUUCCUUCACUUCCCCCCCGAAGGACACAAACCGCUCAUCCAUGGAGACGUCAAGAGCUCGAACAUCCUGUUGGACCGUCACAUGGUGGCAAAGCUGGCAGACUUUGGUCUGGCUCGGUGCACGGCUCGCAGCACGUCGGGACCCUCACCGGCUCAGACGGCGUCGGUCGGUAAGACGGCGACGAUUAGAGGAACGCUGGCGUACCUGCCUGACGAGUACGUGAGGAACGGGGAGCUGGGGACUGCCGUGGACGUGUACAGCUUUGGAGUGGUGCUGUUGGAAGUCUUGACUGGUCGUCGAGCUCUGGAGAAAGACAGGAAGUCAGGAGAGAGAUACCUGAAGGACCUGGUUGAGGAGGUUGAGGACAGUCCGACCGGUUCUUCUGCAGAAACCUGGAGGAAACAGCUGGACCGCCGGCUGAUCCCAGGGGGCAGUGCAGAGCCUGCUGGCUGUAUGGAGAUGGUGGCUCUGGCCUGCAAAUGUCUGGACAGAAAUAGGAAGAAGAGGCCAGCCAUGACGAAGGUGUUUGAAAAACUUAAGGACAUCCACAACCUUGUGAGGAAGACCACCUCCUCAUCCCCCCUCCUUCACCCUCAUCUUCAUCCCCCCUCCCAGUCCUUCCCCAGACCCCCCAGUGCACUGGAUUCCAGCAUAACAGCUCUCUCCCAACAGCUGUCCAAACUGGGACCACUGGAGGACACCUACCAGCCAUCCCAGUCCACUUCCUCCUCCUCCUCUUCUUUCUGCUCCCUCACCCCUCCUCAUCCGCUGCACUCUUCCUCUUCCCUCCUCCCCUCCUCCCCCUCUUUGGCUGGUCCCUGUGAAACCGAUGAAAGUCGAGGCUUUUCCCAGUACAACCUUCGAUCCAACGGGACCAGCUCCAGGUCUCUGUCUCCAUCCACCAGAGACCAGUAUCACAAUCCAGCUGGGCCCUCACAGUCCCAGUUCACCCAACCUUCAGUCCCCACUGAGGACCAGUACAACUUUCCUCCCCAGCCCAGCAGCACCAGUGACAGAUGUAGGCCUGGGGCCCUCACAGGGGCCCUCACGGAACCAGACACUAGAAGGCAGACCACAGCAGGGGGCACAGCAGGGCUCUAUGGUGUCCCAGAAUCCCUCUCUCCUGUGGGGUCCCUGCAUUCAUCGUCCCCGGGGGUCUCAG
Molecule: messenger RNA, 1405 nt
Organism: Morone saxatilis (striped sea-bass)
Lineage: Eukaryota; Metazoa; Chordata; Actinopteri; Moronidae
Gene: irak1
Product: interleukin-1 receptor-associated kinase 1
Biological process (GO): protein phosphorylation
Cellular component (GO): plasma membrane
Molecular function (GO): protein kinase activity; ATP binding
Source: RefSeq, a predicted model, not a curated record